ACAAAGGUUUAUAUAAAGAGUAAAAUUUGGAAAUUGCCGAUAGUACUCGGUGGUUGCUUAAAAUGUACGCUGCAUUGAAGUGUAUUGUGAUCUUGAGCGUUGCAAUUGCAGCCUCAAGCCAUAGUUUGGGCCCAGCGGAUGUAGUAUUACACUUAUUUACACGGGCUAACCCAUCAGUAAGUGUACCAGUGCUGCCCAAUUUCAAUUCUCUGCUGAACUCUGGUGUGUACAACCCUGCAAGACCCACGGUCAUCAGCAUCCACACCAGUGGUGAAGGAGUCGGCAGCAACUUUGGAGCCUUCAUCGUGCGAGACCAUCUGACCCGUGAAGAUGUGAACGUAUUCGCAGUGGACUGGAGUAACGGUGCCUCCAUGUACUCCGAGGGUCUUUCUCAGGCACCUCAGUGUGGUCAGAUCAUCGCUAACUUUAUCAAUGAUAUCAUCAGGCAAUUGAGCUACAACGUCAACCAGAUCCGCAUUGUCGGACAUGGUUUGGGAGCCCACGUCGCCGGAAUUGCCGCAAGACAGAUUACUGGCAAUGUUCCCCAUAUCUUUGCGCUGGACCCGUCUCUGGUUGGCUGGACUCACCACCCCGAGCGUCUUAACCCCGACGACGCCACUCUUGUGGAAGUCCUCCACACCACGGCUGGGAUCCUCGGCUACGACUAUCCCUUGGGUGACCUCGACUUCUACCCUAAUGGAGGCUCGUUCCAGCCUGGCUGUGCUACUGACGUCAGCUGUUCCCACACCUACGCCUAUGCGUUCUAUGCCGAGUCCCUCACCAGCGAACUCACCAACGGGGCCAAGUUUGUUGGAACUAAAUGCGACAGUUAUGAACAGGCCAUCACGAUGUCAUGCUCUGGAGCAAGAGACGCCAUCUUCGGUGGAACUGAAACUAAGACUAGCUCCGGGAUCUACACCUUUAGCACGAAUUUUAUCCCACCAUUCGCCCAGAACUAAACAAAUUUCAUCAUCCUCGUGAAAUGAAAUGUUUCUGCAAUACUUUGUGAAAUAAAAUUGAAUCUAUAUU
Messenger RNA from Ostrinia nubilalis (European corn borer), 1029 nucleotides. RefSeq names its product pancreatic triacylglycerol lipase-like. Gene Ontology annotation, molecular function: lipase activity. The record is from RefSeq and is a predicted model, not a curated record. NCBI's taxonomy places the organism in Eukaryota, Metazoa, Arthropoda, Insecta, Lepidoptera, Crambidae. Gene Ontology annotation, biological process: lipid catabolic process. The coding region runs from base 63 to 959 and encodes 298 amino acids. The transcript is spliced from 6 exons.